UCGUGCAAAACGCAUGCAGCCGCCGCGACGCCCCUGCGGCGCCCAAAUCAUAUGUAACUAUAACAGAUAAACACAUGGUUCAAAACUGAAACAGUUGAACCAAACGCGGUGCUCAAAAACACAACCAAUUCCAGUUAGAAAAAGUAAUUUAUUUUUUGGUACCUAACGCAAUUUCUGAUAAACUAUGUGAUCAAACAUGUUCCAGAAGGAACUUUUACGGUAAGAUAAAUCUUAAUAUCUGCUGUAAUUGCAUUAAUGUCACAAGAAGGUAGCAACGCUAUUAGAGAGGACAGUGGUCCUACUGGGCCAACUGCCCCCAGCCCUGACCCAUUCCAGCCCAAAAAGCAAUCAAAACUGAUAAGAAUACUAACCGUCAUAGCCUAUAUGCUAUCAGUAUCGAUGGCAGCCAUAUUUUUAUCAGCCUACUACAUUUUCAUGUACGAUGCUCAGCCAACUUUGGCUCAGAAAACAUAUCCCGUUGCUAACGCAUUAACACAGGGUCCAAACUUCCACCAAUAUGAACAAUACGUUUACAUUAAGGAAAAGAAAAUUUUAAAAGACAAAGGUUUGCUUACAAGCAAUUUAAUACAAUCGCCUAUAGAAAACGCAGGAAAUAAUACAGACGAAAACGGCGAAAAUUUUAUUGAUACAAAUAAUGAAAACAAUACCGAUAUUAGUUCGAUUGAUAAUAAAAUUAAAGUAGAAAACAAUUUAUUCGAGACUGACGUCCUCAAUAGCAGUGACAACAACAACAACAUCAGAUUUUCCUUGUACCGAUUAUACAAAAGAGCCAUGGAGAGAAAUAAAGGAAAUGAUAAAAAGAAAAUGGAAAAAUCAGUACUACCAGUUUCUAAUCCAACUGAAAAUGAUACUGAUUUAGAAAAUAGUAAGCUCGAUAAAAAUACUACUAAAACUAAAGGUAGGUUCUGAAGAUUAUUUUAUUAACGGACGUGUACGUAAUAAAAUAAUAAAAUUGCUUUUCUCAUUUAAUUCGGCACAUUGAAAGAAAUGAGAUGGAUGCAUUUCCACAUGUUCGUAACGCGUUGUGACAAACCCUUUUGAACAAUGGCCGACUUCGGCUAUUGCACGUGUCAGAAAGUUCGGCAUUUGACGAGAAACAAUUUAAACAAUUUACGUAAACGAAUGCCAAAAUAAUCUUCGUAUUAUUAGGCUUCUUCUCCUUCUGAACUAGUUGCGAUCUGCUAAUUUAUUCGGCUUCUGCUCGAUAAAUAAUAAUACAUGGCAGGCACCUCCGCCAAAAUUAAAUAGCUUUUUAGCGUAGGAUUGUUGUUAAAAUGAGGCCUUUUGUUCAAUAGUAGAUAAAAGGUAUUUACUCAUCCCACAUCCUUAAGUAUUUGUGGAUAGUAAUCCGAUCUAUGUCCACCUCUACCCCUCCUAACAAAAUAGUAAUAAAUAAUUUCUAAAAAAUGUAACAACGUAUUUUAAUUUAAAAUCAACUAGAAGACUAUUUUUUCCAUUCUAUCGAAAAAUUCCCGUAAAAUCGUAUGAACACUUGCCUCUUAAUAAGAGUUUAAUAACAAUAAUAAUAAUAAUAAUAAAAGUCUUGUCAUUAGUUUUUAAUUUUAAAACCGAUGCUAUUUGAAUGACUCUUUGAUAAUACUUUUUUCAAAAUUGGAACAAGAAGCACACUAACUGCUCAGAUAUA
Molecule: messenger RNA, 1666 nt
Organism: Agrilus planipennis (emerald ash borer)
Lineage: Eukaryota; Metazoa; Arthropoda; Insecta; Coleoptera; Buprestidae
Exons: 2
Coding region: 256-930 (224 amino acids)
Source: RefSeq, a predicted model, not a curated record